Molecule: messenger RNA, 2178 nt
Organism: Naegleria fowleri
Lineage: Eukaryota; Heterolobosea; Eutetramitea; Acrasida; Naegleriidae
Exons: 2
Coding region: 1-2178 (725 amino acids)
Source: RefSeq, a predicted model, not a curated record
AUGCAAGCAGACGAUGAUUGGAAUGAUCCUUUAUUCCCAGCUUCGCAAGGAGGAGAGGACGAGACCCCAAGCAGAACGCUCAUGUACAUUGAAGGAAGGAAUGGCUUUACUCGAAUAUUUGCCUCUUCUCCAACCAGGUCGACUGCUCGAGAGCAAUCGUCCAUUAAAAUUCCAUCCUUGAGAGCUCAGCUUAAUGCACCAAUGGAUGACGCCGAAAGACCUUCCGAAGAGUUAGCCAUUAAUCAUUCACCUGGACACUUUUCUCUCAUUAGAGAUCAAAAACAAUUGAGUCCUUUUAGUGGUGAUUCUUCAUCCUCCAUCACAAGAAAAUCUCGUCGUUCUCUUCCCUAUUCUAAUCUUUCCUCACCUCGUCCAUCCAUGAACUCCACUUCUCCAAAAACCAACAACAUCAAGGAAGACCUACAUUCAUCAUCCUUUACAACUCUUGAAAAAGGCGCAAAAAAUACAACCGCUUCAAUUCUUCAGAAUCCGCUGUUCUACAACAAUCCAAACACAAACGAAAUGAAGCUUCGUGGUACACCAACCUCACGAGAGAGCGACCUAUUUGUGAAACCAUCAUCAUCAUCACCAAUAGGGUUAUAUUUCGGAAAUACAAAACUGGUGGAAGAUAAUGAUGCUGAUGAUUUCAGAAUUGAUAAGGGUUUAAAGGAGAAAACACUUUCUCCCAGUGGUGCUGUUCUCGUGACUGCCAAAGAGAUUGAUAUAUCUCCGAAAUCAGAACGAGAAGAUUUGAUCAAACAAAUGCUUGCAGGAGACAGGCCAAAAGAGCAAUCUAAACAAAACAGCUAUUUCACAGAGGACUUUAUCUCCACAUCUCACCAUACCUCUCCAAAAUCAAAGAAAACUUCCAUAAUAUUUAAUUCCAGAGAACAGGAUGAUUCUACAGAUAUUGAGGAUAAAGAAAUUGUAAAUAUUCUAUCACAAAUCAAAAAAUCUAAAAGACAAGCCUUAAAUGAACACUUUUUCACAGUCAAGAAGAAAACAGAGAUCACACCUCCAGCUAAAGAAUCAAGUCAAGAAAUAGUUGACGUCAAUCUUUUGAAACAAAAAGAGUUUUCAAAAAAAACUUUGAUAGACGAAAUUCAAAAGAAAAAUAAGGAAAUACUGGAUCUAAGAAACAAAAUUAUUAAGCUUCAUUCUUUAAAUACUUCUUUAGAGAGUGAUAUUAAGUCAAUGGAGGAAGCCAAUGAGUCCAUACAAUUUCUAAGCAGAAGCAAAGACACAACUAUCAACGAAUUAAAGAAGCAAAUCGACGAGCUGCAAAUCAAGCUCGAGACGAAUUCUCAAUCACACGUUAAUAUUGUCGAGGGAUUGCAGAAAACAAUUGAGAAUCUGAAUAUGACUAUUAAAGAAAAAGAUCUGCAGAUAAAGGAUCAAGACAGGCAACAUUUGAGACCUAUAAUAGAGGAGCACAAUAGAACUAUUAGAGACUUAAAGUCUGAUAUUGAACGAGAGAGAAUGCAUUACGAAGAGAAGAAAGCAAGACUACUCGAACUUAUUGCUUGCAAAGAGGACGAAAUCAGGAAAAACGGAGAGAAAGACAAAGUUAUCAACGAGUUAAAUGCAUCAAUAGAGAAAAAAGAUCAAGAAAUAAGAACUCUCAAGCUUUUCAACGACAACAACAUGCUCGAAAUUGAAAGACUGAAAAAACACACUCAACAUCUACUGGAGGAAAGAAGAGAGUUCACAGAACAGGUAAAGGAUGAGAUAACAAUACAAAUCAAAGAAGGCCAAACAAAAGAUGAACGAAUAAUGUUCCUUGAGGGCCUUGUUGAGAAACACAAAAUUAAGUUAGCCACUGUGUUGGAGGAACAUGAAGACAGAAAACAAGAUCUGAUAAGAAUAAUAGAAGAGGAGAGAAGAAUAUCCAAUUCACUUAGAAGCGAGAACUUUAGAUUGAAAAAUAAUGAAAAAGCAUUUCACCAAAUGGAGUUUAUUAGAAGAAAUAUUCUAAUCACCAUUAAGGAUGUGAAUCAUCUUCUUUCAUUAGUCGAAACGGAUGGAAUGGAUCUAUCAAGCCCUAAAGUUCAUCAAGAGCUACAAAAUGAUGGAGAUCUUUUAGCAUUAUCAUCUCAACUUAAUCAACGAAUUGAUAUUCUGAAAAAUAGAUUGACUGAGAAAUAUGCAGGUCAGCUUGGUGAUUGUUUGACACAAUAA